AUGGAAUUCUAUUAUCAUGCCAUGCUAGCCUUGAGUGAUAGAAUGAAACAACGCAAGCUAAAGAAUUUGAGCAUCCUGUUAUAUCGCACUGGCCUAAUUUCUGGAGAACAAACUGUUCACCUUGGUCAACCAAAGCAGAUGGAGAGUGUGACUCAACUCAAUCUAGUUUUAGAAACACAAGAUGAAAACAUGCUGUCCUAUAUUGUCAACAAAUUCCCCAACGUCAAAGAUUUCAGACUUGAUCAAGGCGCGGUUGUUAGAAAAAUUCAACUUGUUGAAAGCAAGGCAAGAUCAGCCUUAAAAGCAUUCACCGACUAUUUAAGAAAGAGGAAAAUAUAUCAUGUCAACCAUUCCCUCAUCCAAGAAUUGGACACACCUGAAGAUAUUUGGGGAACAAAAGCUUUUCAACGUCACUUCAGGUUUGUAAACAACAGUUACAAUAACUUGAUCCAUGGCUAUUACCUGAGCAACAUCUUUACUUAUUGUUCAAACCUCAAGAAAUUAAUACUCAAUGAUGGCUUGAUGAUCCAAGUUAAUUCUGAAGCUGGUAUCAAUCAUUUUAUUGAGACAUUGGAGCUUGUCCAAAUGGCUUAUUAUCCACCCACCAUGUUUCAAUUAUCCCAUCGACUUUUGGGCUUAAAACACCUUUUUAUCUCUGGCUGGAAUCUCUAUGAUAAUAAGGGUCUUUGCUUGAAUGAUACUAGUCAUCAUUUUGUUAUUGAUAUACCUUGCACUCUUCUGAAAACUUGUGUGGUUAUUAACCAUACGGUGUGUUCUGCAAAAGACCAAUAUUUUUAUGAAUGUACUGGCAUGAAUAUAGCUGAAUCUGAUGAAAAAAUGUAUCAUGCAGCAAAGAAUGAUGCCAAAGUCUUGACUUUUAACAUGAAAUGCAAAGGUAUUGGAGAGUCCAAUGUCUCUUUGAAUGAGUCCAAAGAACAAAUGGUCAUUGCUUAUCAAGAAACUGACUUUGAGAUUGAACACAAUCAAAGGCCUAGAUUUAUCUAA
Gilbertella persicaria is the source of this 1005-nucleotide messenger RNA. RefSeq lists its product as uncharacterized. NCBI's taxonomy places the organism in Eukaryota, Fungi, Mucoromycota, Mucoromycetes, Mucorales, Choanephoraceae. The coding region runs from base 1 to 1005 and encodes 334 amino acids. The record is from RefSeq and is a predicted model, not a curated record. The transcript has 5 exons.